Messenger RNA from Penicillium soppii, 1980 nucleotides. RefSeq lists its product as uncharacterized. The record is from RefSeq and is a predicted model, not a curated record. Bases 1 to 1980 code for a protein of 659 amino acids. NCBI's taxonomy places the organism in Eukaryota, Fungi, Ascomycota, Eurotiomycetes, Eurotiales, Aspergillaceae. Gene Ontology annotation, molecular function: FAD binding. The transcript is spliced from 5 exons.
AUGAACAGAAAAACUCGUGUUGAGUCUAAAAUUGAUGUGCUCAUCAUUGGAGCGGGCCCAUCGGGCCUCAUGGCCGCAUACUGGAUGGCUCGCUGUGGUAUCAACGCACGUAUAAUCGACAAACGCAGCACGAAAGUCUUCGUAGGCCAUGCAGAUGGUCUUCGCCCUCGCACCCUGGAGCUAUUCGAUAGCAUGGGAUUUCAGCAUCGUGUUUUACACGAGGCAUCUUCAUCCACAGAAAUCAACAUUUGGGGCCCAGGCGGCGAAGGAAAUCUCAUCCGACAAUCGCUUUGGGAUAUGACCAAGCCGGAUGAAUCACCCUAUCAGAAUACUCGUCUAAGCCAAGGCCGCAUUGAAAGAUUUAUCCUUGACAGUAUUCAUGAGCACUCGGAUUUGAGAGUGGAACGGGGUAUUAUCACCGAGUCGUUAGAGUAUGAUGAGAAACUGGCAGAUGAUGCUGAUGCAUAUCCAAUCACUGUGAAGCUUCGAACUCUCAGUCCAGAAGACUUGAAUACACCAAAGUCUGGCCAGGAAGAAACUAAGAGCGAGUUGAAAUGCGAAGAUCUCCUUCCUGAUGACUGGGAAGAUCUGACCCAGCGUGAAAAGCAGGAGGAAAAAUUCGAGAAUGUCAAAGCCAAGUACCUGAUCGGGUGCGAUGGUGCUCACAGCUGGACUAGAAAACAGUUGGGUAUCCCUGUUGAAGGCUCUAAUACCGAUCAUGUUUGGGGAGUGGUAGAUGUGAUACCUAUCAGCAACUUCCCGGACAUUCGACGUGUCGGCGUAGUUUUCAACGCAGCAGGAACAAUCUUAGUAAUUCCGCGAGAGCGCGGACUGGUCCGUUUUUAUGUCCCAGUACACGUCUGUGAAGCGAACACAGGCGAUCGCUUCGACCGAUCAAUCAUAACGCUAACGCUAAUCCGAUCGCGGAUACAAGAAAUUCUUUCCCCGUUUACCUUCAACUUCACGGACUGCGAUUGGUGGACAGUGUACCAGGUGGGACAAAGGAUCGCAACACAGUUCACGAAGGGAGACAGGGUGUUCCUUGCUGGUGAUGCUGUACAUACGCACUCGCCGAAGAUGGGGCUUGGUAUGAAUAUGAGUCUGCAGGAUGGGUUUAAUCUUGGCUGGAAAGUUGCACUCGCAGUGGCGGGCACUGCAAAGCUGGAGAUACUGAAGACUUAUGAUUUGGAAAGACACCCGCUGGCUGAAAUGCUCAUCGAUUUUGAUCGCAAUUGGGUGACGAUGUUUCUUAAGGAGCAGACUGGAGAGGGCGAUGCAAAGACCAAAUCAUUAACUAGAAUGGCGAAGAAUUUUGAAGAUUUCGCCGAUGGGUGGAAGGUGUUUUACCCUGCUAGUAACAUCGUCUGGAAGUCUCCAGAUGAUGUUGGAUUUGCAUUUGCUAAAAACAUGAUUCCUGGGGAGAGGGUUCGACCUGUCAAACUCCGCAACCAGGCUGAUGGGGCCCCGCAGUGGACAACAAGAUUGCUGAAAAGCGACGGCCGCUUUCGCGUUCUCGUGCUGGCUGGCGAUGUGCAUCACCCAAUUCAAAAGCAACGCGUCGAGACAUUGAGCCAGGCCUUGAGCAGGCAGCCUGAAUCGAGCGUUCCACUUUUGGAUCGCUAUGCUGCAAUUACGGGACGAUUUGUGAGUCCCAUCGAUGUAUUCACCAUCCACUGCGCUCCAUGGAAAGAAGUUGGAUUCUUCGACUUUCCAGAUUGCCUACGUCCGUUCAGCACGACAACAGGCUAUGCAUACGAAAAGAUCUGGUGUGAUGAUACGUGUAUAUUUGAUAGAUAUUGUGACGGGACAGCUUAUGAAAAGUGGGGAGUUGACCGAAACCUCGGCGCACUGGUAGUAAUUCGCCCUGAUCAAUAUAUCGGAUGGGUAGGUCGACUGGAAGAUGUCCGGGGAAUGACGCGGUAUUUUGAUGACGUUCUUGUGACUAAAACAACUGGGAAUGGCAUUGAGGCAUCGAUUUAA